Messenger RNA from Mya arenaria, 4089 nucleotides. Its product is annotated as phospholipid scramblase 1-like. Gene Ontology annotation, molecular function: phospholipid scramblase activity. Gene Ontology annotation, biological process: plasma membrane phospholipid scrambling. The record is from RefSeq and is a predicted model, not a curated record. NCBI's taxonomy places the organism in Eukaryota, Metazoa, Mollusca, Bivalvia, Myida, Myidae. Gene Ontology annotation, cellular component: plasma membrane. Bases 158 to 1012 code for a protein of 284 amino acids. The transcript is spliced from 8 exons.
CUUGAAUUUAAACUUACAGUUUCUUGUGUACUUGGAGGUUAAAUUGAUUCAAAUACUUGUAAGGAGCCCAAACGAGAUUAAUUGUAAGGCUUAAACAUUCCGUAAAAGUUGGAUCCUGAAAAUAGAUUUAAUACAAGGUUGAUCCAGAUUGCUUGUUAUGGCUGACUAUCCCAAGGCGCAGAGUGGGGAAAAGGGUGGGGAGCCUGGUGCCCCUGUUGCUAUGCAACCAAUGCCUUCAGCCCCUCCAGGUACGGCCCCUGUCCCCGGGGCACAAGGAAUGGUCCCAGCAGGAGCAGGGUGGAUGCCUGCACCUCAGGCCCCAGCCAAUUGUCCACCAGGCCUGGAGUAUCUGGCACAGGUUGACCAACUGCUUAUUAAACAGAAAGUGGAGGGCUUAGAAGCAUUUACUGGUUAUGAGACUAACAACAAAUAUGAGAUCCUGAACUCACUAGGACAGAGAGUGUUCUACGCUGUCGAAGAUACAUGCUGCUGCACAAGAAACUGCUGUGGUCACCACCGACCCUGGGAUAUCAAAAUCCUCAACAACCAGUCUAAGGAGGUGAUGCACCUCUCACGGGGCCUCCGAUGUAACUGCUGCAUGUGUCCUUGCUGUCUACAGAAAGUGACAGUGGAGGCACCAGCUGGUCACACUAUUGGGUAUGUGUCACAGGCGUGGAGCAUGUGUAAGCCUCAGUUCAAGAUCCAGACAGCAAAUGAAGACACAGUGUUGAGAAUUAAGGGGCCAUGCUGCACGUGGAACCUAUGUGGAGAAAUCGAAUUUGAUGUGUCAACUGCUGACGAGACAUCGUUCUGUGGCCGUAUUACCAAGCAGUGGUCUGGACUGGCAAAGGAAGCCUUCACAGAUGCAGACAACUAUGGAAUCUCCUUCCCGAUUGAUCUGGACGUCAAUGUUAAGGCCGUUCUCAUAGGAGCCGUGUUCCUCAUUGACUUCAUGUACUUUGAGAACAACACGAAGAAAGACAAGGACAAGAUAAGCAAGGCUGUUCACUAAGGGAGACAAAUGAUUAGAAAACUUCAGUACAAGGGAGGAAACCCAUGAACUCUGUAUUCUAAGGGAUGUGAUUUUACACUCCUCCCUGCUUUGAAAAUGGUUUAUAUCACCGCUGAGGUUGAGUUUUUGACUAUCAUUCUGGGGCCAGUAAAGUUUAUAAAUGUGCUUGCACAUCUUUCAGAUGUACUUUCAAGUUCACUGAAAGUGUGGCUAUAAUACUAUGAAUAACAGACAUUCAAGUUUAAAUUUUAAAAGAAACUCAAAGAAGUAUUUUUGCCUGUGGAUUUUUACAAUUAUUAAAUAUUUAAGGUCUCAGUUAUAACUCAAUCUUCUUCAAUUUGUCCCACAGAUGUUUGCUUUGCUGAUUGGGUUGUUAUGCCAUUUUAUCACAAAGUUAAAUGUUUGAUACAGCUAUCGUUUUUUUAUGAGUUACAAUAUUGUUUUGCAAUACACAGUGAUACAUGAUUUUCAUCAUGUGAAUUUUAUACUGUAUUUGUACAAAAAAUUGUUGUUAUAUGGUAUUUUUCUUGUGACUAUUUAACAAGUGGCCUCUUGGUCCAAAUUUCCUUGACAAGCAAUAAGUGUUUUAUUUACUUACUUAAAAUGAGUUAAACAGAGUAAAAAAUAGUUAAUCCUUAUUACCAUGAUAAAAUAGUUUCUUUUCCAGUUUUAGAACACUUCAAAAUAAGAUUACUACACAAAUUAUAUCAAAUGAAAAAAGUGAGUUUAACUUAAUCCUAAAAGAGAUUUAUCCUUUUCUGAGAAAUAAAGCCCUGAGCUGGUAUUCAUAAAGCAUUAAUUAAUUUCCUAACUUAAUUCAAUUAUUUCUUUUAUUAAAGUAACUCAUUGGUUUUAUGAUAUAAAAUCUUGAUUAUUUCGGAAAUAAAUUAUUUUCAUUGACCAUAUUGAAGAAAACUUCAUGUUCAAAGCAUUUAUGCAUUUCUUUAAUUUGACUUUUAAUUAGACUGAAAAAUUAAAGAAAACGCCUUAUGUUAGGAAAUGGCUUAAGAUGCUUUAAGAAUACUGCCCCUGAUGUUAGUGAAGGAAGGACUAAUUUUUGUGUUGUGAGUUUUUUACAUUGCUUAAUAGUUGGUCAGCCGUAUAUUUCAUACAGACACAGGUGAUAGUAUAUUGAAUAACGCUUAGAUGAUGGUUGUUAGUCAGUUACACUUUGUUUUACAAAUGAAUGUAUUGGGCUUACUGCUGUGAAAGGGGCAGGGGCGGCAAUGAGGUAGAUACUGAUUUGCUGCCCACAUGUAUAAAGGUAAUAUAUAUAGAUAUUUUAAUUAGGCUAAUGGGAUAACGGCCUUGAUCGGUACCUUACACCAAUUAUGGCUGUGCUUUGCCUGUGCAGUAUACAUGUAGUAUAGAUCUGUAUUCUUAUAACUUUAAAGAGGUAUUUAAGGGUACAUGGCCUACUCUCUUGUGAUUUCUAUACUGAUAGAUAACUUGUCUGUUUAGAUAGACUCUGUAUUUCGUUUUGUGUUUGUAUCUGUUAGUUUGUUCUUAAGCUAUAUUUUGCACACCAAUACCUCUUUUUGUCCUUAAGUUUACAACAGUUUGAUAUUAAGCUACUGCUUCACAUUAAUUGUAGUGGUGUUGAUUUUUUCCUCAAACAUUGAGACUUUCAUGUAUAAUAGGAUUCGUGUUAUUAUGGUUUUAAAUCAAAGUUCAGUUUUAAUGGGGAUAUAAUGUGUUUCUUACUUAUUCUUUAAAACUUUUUCACUUCUUAUUAUCUUUAUUUUUUCACUUACUUUUAGGAUGACUAUAUAUUAUAUAUGAAUGUAUUCUCGAUUGUACAAUUGUUACAUGUAGUAUUAAUACUAAUGAUAUACUUUAUAAAAUAACAUCACAUUUAAACAUAGGAAUGGAUGUCAGUUUGAAACAUUUUAUCUUAAGACAGGUACAUUAACAUUGUAAAUUAGUACAUGUAUCAUUUGUUAAAUAUAAUGCUAUAUGGUUCAAUUUAUUUCUGCGUCUAUUUUGCCUAACUAUACAUGUACACUAUAAUAUUUAUUGUACACUUUACUUUUUCUGCUGUUUCAUAUUAAUUAAGUACUUAAGAAUUACAACCACCUACACAAGUUUUAUGAAGAUAAUGUGGCCGUCUAAUUGAACCAGUGUAUGGCAAAAUAUAGUAGGAUCAAUGAUUUAAUUGAAAAGUUAUGUUAAGGAAACUAAAUUAAUACAAAAUAACCAAUAUAAUUGUUUGGACUAGCUGUAAUUUUGUAUUCUAAGAUUAUAUUUAUUCUUUCUCUAUAUAUAUUUAUGAGUUAUUACUUAUAUUUGCUAUAAGCAUUGUAGGUACCGUAUCAAAGAUGAAUGUCAAAAUUGGUAGGGGCAAUGAACUUGUUUGAUCAAUUUUUUUCACAGAUUGAAAUGACAAUUUUAUAUUCAAAUGAAAAAACGAUUGGCCUAGUAUUAACAAUCAAAUAUGUUAUUUGGAAAUAUCCAAUACUUGAAGUGAAAGCAAGAAGUACUGAUCUAAAAAUGCCAGCCUAUAAUAUGCUCUCAUUGGUAAAAUUGGGACAUAGUUAUUUUAUAUGUAGUUAUCAACACUUAUAUUUGAUAUAUCGUCUAUUUUUAUGUGCCUUUAGCAUACUCACUGGUUUGAGUGGUACCUGCUUUUUUGAUGUAAAACAAGAAUGGUUAGAUGUUUUUAUAAUUGUUGGUAUCACUCUAUGUUUUUUUUUCUAGUGUUGUUAUCAUAUAAAUUUAGCUUUUAAUAAUCUAGAAAAAAAAGAUUCAUUCUUUGACUAUAAAUAACAUGCUUUAUUUAAAACUCUUAAAAACCAUUUUAUUUGUUACUGUUUAGAUUCCAGUAGAAAUUUUUCAUAUUUUUAUUUUUCUACUUUAAGAGUAUUUAUAUUUUACAAAAUAUACUCUAAUAUAAUUUUGAAUGUGUUCUUUAUUCUGUUCUUUACUGGAAUGGGUUUUAUACACAAUCGUUCAUGAUAUUUGAAUGUUAUUUUUUAUUUUCAAGUCUUUCUUUUUUAGUCGCUAUGACGGCAUUUUAUUUCAUUUUACCUUGGCUUACAAUAUGACUAUUAUUUGAGUUAUAAAUAUACAAAACAGAA